Messenger RNA from Erythranthe guttata (spotted monkey flower), 1536 nucleotides. Its product is annotated as blue copper protein. Gene Ontology annotation, cellular component: plasma membrane. Gene Ontology annotation, molecular function: electron transfer activity. The record is from RefSeq and is a predicted model, not a curated record. NCBI's taxonomy places the organism in Eukaryota, Viridiplantae, Streptophyta, Magnoliopsida, Lamiales, Phrymaceae.
CUAGUCAAACUUUAAGAACCCAUGAGUCAUGGCAUUGGGACAUGACUUUAAUUAGAGUUAUUUUAUCUUCUCUAUAUAAAUAGAGUAACAUAUUGGUUAUGCCAAAAUAUCACCACUUCUUGAGGUUUACUUGAACUUUAACACUAUAUAUAUCAUUAUAUUUAGAUAUAGUGAUAUAUAUAUAUAUUUUGAGCGAAAUAUCAAACACAAAGAGAGACAGUAUAGAGAAGGGGCGACCUGAGAUUUAUUAGAACAUAAAAUAAAAGCAAAGAUGGAAGGAAGAUUAAAUGUGGUUGUGUUUAUGGCAUUGAUGUUUGUAGGUGCUAUGCUAAAUGGCUCCUCUGCCCAAACAACACACGUUGCCGGUGACUCCAUCGGAUGGAUUGUCCCACCCGGUGGAGAUAUUGCUUAUCGCACUUGGGCCGCUACUAGAACUUUCGUUGUUGGUGACAUCAUCGUGUUCAACUUUACGACGGGAAUGCAUGACGUGGCAGAGGUGACGAAGGAAUCGUACGACUCGUGCAAUGCCAACAACCCAAUCACGAUGUCGACAACCGGGCCAACUACGAUUACUUUGACAUCUGCCCGUGAAUACAAUUUCAUUUGCACUUUCGGUAGCCAUUGUAUUUUGGGUCAGAAAUUGUCUAUCAACGUCUCGGCCGCCUCUGUCGCUCCUUCACCACAACCCACCACUCCACCGGCUCCAGCUGCACCGGAAACCACCCCAUCACCGGCGGUGCCCGCCACCCCUCCGCCAGCAGCUUCACCUGCACCCACCCCAAUGACUUACGUCGUCGGAGACAGCCUUGGAUGGACCGUACCACCCGGUGGGCCUAUUGCAUACCGAACAUGGGCUAUGGGCAAGACUUUCAUGGUUGGAGACAUUUUAGUUUUCAACUUUUCAAACCGCCAACAUGAUGUGGCAGAGGUGACAAAGGCAGAAUUCGACUCGUGUAACAUCAGCACCACCACCACCGCGCCCAUAACCACCGGCCCCGCCAGGAUCACCCUCUCCUCAGCCGGCGAAAACUACUACAUAUGCACCAUCACUCAGCAUUGUUCCUGGGGCCAAAAGUUAGCCAUCAACGUCACUGCCGGCACCGGCGGCUCAGCUCCAGCGCCUUCCUCCACCGCCACACCUCCUUCCGGCUCCGCUCCACCACCUUCUUCCACCGUCACUCCUCCACCCAGCUCCGGUGGUUUAACCCCAUCUACACCGUCAACCCCAACUCCUCCUCCUCCUCCGCCGAGCAAUUCUGCCCCAUCGUUUGCUGUUGCAGCUUUACCCUUCACUUUCUUUGCGGUUGCCGUCGCUUUGUUUAACUAGAUAUAUAGUGAUAAUAUAUAUACGCUCAAUCUUUUUCUAUUCAUUUCGAUUUCUACAUAUGUUCUACACUAUAUAUGUAGGUUGUAUUUAAAUUCCCUUCAUUGCCAAUAAAGCUGAUAUUUAGUAUUCAGCUAAGCUUUUUGAAUUGAUAUUUAUAUAUGUAUCAUUUUUGUUGGUGUUGACAAUAUAUAUUGAUUUGGUUUGUUUUA